AAUACACAGUGUGUAUGAUUGGUUCUCGCUAUCAUGACGUCAAAUUAAACCAGGUGUAAAAUACAUUGAAGUAAACAAACGUUUCAUAAAAUAUCAAGAUAAACUAUAUGUUGGAUAUUAUUGCUUGAAACAAAACAACGAAACUGAUACAACGUACGUGUCCAUAGCAUGUGAUACAAUCAUGGAAUUUCACAUAGUGGCGAAACUAAGUCCAGAUGGACAGAUUCAGAGCUUGCAGUCUAGCUGUACACAGUCCCCUCAAAGAAGUAGUCCCGUGUGGCCAUUUUUAUCCACCGAACAGCUUGAUGAUUUAAAGGUCCAGUCAGACAAUGCUCAGUCGGAGAAAUUGGUACCUUACGUUGAAAAGAAAGAACUUGUCUGUAAGUUGGAUGCAAAAGUGGAUGAAAUGGCUGUUAUAAUAACACAGAUGGCUGAGCUGAGUAAAAGAGUGAAGGUGCAAGAGAAAUUAAUUGCUCAGUAUGAGGAAACCCUUUUGACUAGUAAGAAGACGAUUAAAGCACUGGAAAAAGAAAAUGCGGAACUAAAGUAUGACCAACAAUGGAGAGCUAGAUCAAUAGUGGCAUCUUCUAAGUCAUCAGCUUUGAACUGUAGGAUAAUUAACUGUCAAGAAAAGUCAGGUAGAUCUUUGUCCUGGCCCAGAGAUAGUCGUUCGUCUGUACGAAAUCCUCAUUAUCCUACAACGAUAACUGACAAGAGACAAAAUUAUGGAGAAAAUGGAAAGUUUGACGAUAUUGAUUGCGGAUGUGCAGCUUUACAGCAUGAUGAAAACAAUGACGAUGCACCUGAUCAAUUACGCAGAACAACAAGACCUUCCACACUGCGUUUAGGAUUUGAUAUAUUUAGCAAUUCGUCGGGUACGGAUGUAGAUUUUGAAGGUCGCUUCAAUUUUCACCGUCGAGAGACGGUAACCCGCGAUGGAUAUUCAUACGUGAAAAAGCAGGAACCACUUGAUCUUCAGUCAUACGAUAUGCGUGUAGAAACAGAAAAUUCUGUUGAAAACCGAGAAGCGGAAAAGACGGAUGCAUCUGUGAAAGUGGAACGGAACCAAAUGUGUUCGGUUGGACACUUAGAUAAGGAUGGUUAUUUGGAUAUGAACCAUUCACAGGAUAUAUUCCAUAAGGAUGAUACCUUUUACAGCUUUGGUAAAGAAAUAAAUGAAAAUGAAACUAAACAAACGGAAGGUGACUGCAAAGCUUGUAUUGAAAACGAGGCAAUCCAUUCAUCUUGGAUUGAUAUCAAAAAUGGAAACUUUAUUACAAAGCAGGACGAUGUCGACGGCUUGGCCUCAGAUGGAUAUUUGGAACCUAAGGGCUUCCACCAUGAUUACGUUUCAAUUCCCGAAGACAAGAUUGCAGAGUAUGCUGAACGGCCUCCGGUACCUAAUCCUCGAUCAUCCCGAGCCGACAGUCAAGGUUCAGAAAACUCUGACACACUCGAUCGAAAAGGAUCUUUGGCUCUAACAUCACCCACAACCUCAACUGACGAAAUGACACUUCCUAUGCAGCGUGACCGAAGUACGUCACUUCCGAAUACUGCUGAAUCACUUCUUUCAAUAAAAAGUCCCAGAAAAGAUGAGAAACGGUCGAAGAUGAUAAAAUCUCGAUCUUCCCAUUCAUUUGACUUACCUUCGAAAGGUACACACGACGAUAAAAGAAGAUCACAAGUUACUGACAUAAGAAAAGAUGACAACUUAAACAAAGUGUUUAAAGACAUGAGGACUACGAUGGAAUGGAAUAAAGCGAAAAAAAAGCUUAUCUCAAAAUCACACGAUAAUACUGUAGAAUUAGUAGAAGUGAGACUGAGAUCCACAGUGCAGCAUGUGUAUGAAACCUACAACAGAUUACAGAGCGAACAAGGGGCACGUAUGAAGAAGUAUACAAAGGAAAGAGUUUUGGAGAAAAUAAAACAAAAGAUGGGGACUUCCUAUUCCGACAAUGUGCUGUCUGAAGAGUUUCUGAAGAAAUGUUUAGACCUAGUACAGAGUACGGCACACCAUGUUAAAACACCCUGAGGAAUGCCAGGAUAUCUAGAGCUUGGCAUUAAGCAAUAUUUGUAAGGAAGAGGAGUUGGGAGAAGAUAGUUUUCAUGUCUGCUUGAGUAUUCGUGCGUUCCUAGGAAGAGUGCUCACGGCAGACCUCAAAAAGUUUCGCAUGACGCCAGCCUUGUUUUAAAGCUGAGUGUACAUAAUGAACAACUGUUUGAGGCAGAUCAAAAUUUCAUACGCGACAAACACUAUAUAAAAACUAGUUUUCAGUGCAACAUAGAACCUUCCGCUGCAAUUGUGUAAAUGCGUUUACUAGUAUAUCAUAAAUUAUUAAAAUUUAAUAAAGGCAUUUAUAUUUAACAGUACACAGAUGCGAAAACAAUGAUAUUGCACAAUUGCUAAAACUAUGCUACUUUUAUAAACUGUGCAAUACUUAUGUUAUUAGCUUUACAGAACAUUGCGCGACUUUAAGAGCGCAGUAUUAUUCCGUUAAAGAACGAGUGUAAAUGCAAAGCUAAUUAGUAUUUUUAUGCUCCCAAUUUGGGAGGCGUAUGGUAGUCGGACCGUCCGUCUGUCCGAGCCUACAUUUGCUUACUUAGAUGGCUAUAGGGACAAUAGGUAACUGUACUUUUUCUUUGAUGUCAUUCAUUCCGUUUAGCUGUUAUGUGGCUAUGUUUCUUUUGCGUGGCUAAAAGAACGAUAGGGAAAACAAAAUAGUAGCCGUAUAAGUACCCAUUUGUAGGAACGUCCGUCCGUCUGUCCGUCUACGAUAAAUAACUGAAGAACGCUUAGGUAUACAGGCGUCAAACUUUAUAGGAUGAUUGCCUGCGUUAAUUACAGAACCCCUACUGUUUAUUUGGUCAGUAGGUCCAAAGGGGCCACAGUGACCUUGAGAAUGAAGACGGUUUCCGAUCGAUAAAAAUAAAGAAUGUGUUGGUCUACAGGCGUCAAAAUUCAAACGAUGAUUGCCUGUGGUUAGUAAAUCACAACUAUUGUUUAAGGAGUCAGUAGGUCAAAGGUCAAGGUCGCAGUGAACAUAGGACUGAAAACGAUUUCCGAACGAUAACUGAAGAACGUUUUGACCUACAGGCGUCAAACUUUAUGGGUUGAUUGCCUGUGGUCAGUAGCUGACACUUAUUGCUUUUGGGGUCAGUAGGUCAAAGGUCAGAGGGACAAGGCUGAAUCAGCAGUUGUGAUCGUUUUGGUUGGGCAAAAUUGACGAGACGAACAUGCAGUCCAAAUUUCAUAAAUAUCUUUCAAAGAACUUACUACAUGUAAGAUGUGGGCUGGAGAAGAAACAUUUGACCUUUAGUUAUGACAUUUAACUCGAGCAAGUGUAACUGAAACACGAACUGAUGGGCGAAACAUUUAAUCUGAGGGGAUUCUCUGCCGAUAUUUUUGUCUAACUCAAUUCAUUGUCUUGUUAUGUUAAGUGUUAUGUAAAGUCACAGCGCCAAUGUCUAAAUGAGAAAAAAUUGAAAAUGUGUAACAUUACCUUGAAAUUAUGAAAGCUUAACUGGACAUUGCAUAAUUUUAUCUCGACAUUGUCUUACCCGUUACUGGAAAGUGUGUAAUCUUACUUGGAAGUUGUGGAAGCUUGACUGGAAUUUGGACUAGAGGGACAAACUGGCAGGACUACUUGUACGAACAGAGUGACCAACGCGUGUGACAUUCAGGUAACAUUUUUGAUUACUUGACUGAUUUUAAUAAUAUGAAACGCGUCGAAAACAGGAAAACGAGUGCCUUCCUGAAAUAAAGCGUCUGUCAGACCUUCUUAAUACUUUUCUCAAACACUUCGCCCCAACAUUUUUUACAGACCAAAUGUGUAGGUAACGUUCAUAUUGACAUCUGACAGAAGUAUUUGAGAAAGUAUUGAGAAUGUGUGGCAGAUGCUUUCGUUUUCCUGUAAUCAACAUUUUUUAUCUUAUUAAAACCUUUCAAGUAAUAAAACAGAAAUGCAAAAAUAUUACCUGAAUCGAGUUAUUUUAUCCGUGCUUACGAUACCGAAAAGUCACGUUGGUUGGCCGCCCUGAUUACAGGAGAACAGUAAAAUGUGCUGGUGGCAAAUGCAGGACAUGAUAUACAUUGUUAUUAUUGUUUAUUCUCUUACAACUAUAAUAAGUAAAACACAAUCACUUAAUAACUACAUUACAAUACAACAACAACGGUAUAAGACUACAUUUGAAAUCAUACAUAUUUUGCAUGUUUUUGUUUUAACCUCAUAUAUACGUAAAUUCAAACAUAUGAAUAAUAAAUGGUGAUACACCUA
Mercenaria mercenaria is the source of this 4274-nucleotide messenger RNA. RefSeq lists its product as uncharacterized. The record is from RefSeq and is a predicted model, not a curated record. The transcript has 7 exons. NCBI's taxonomy places the organism in Eukaryota, Metazoa, Mollusca, Bivalvia, Venerida, Veneridae. Bases 182 to 2032 code for a protein of 616 amino acids.